AUGGGUGGUUGUGUCAGCUCUGAGAGCAAUGCCGACCUCGAGCAAAAAAAGAAAAGCCAAGCGAUCGACCGAAAACUAGAGGAAGACUCACGGCGUUUACGACGAGAAUGCAAAAUUCUACUACUAGGUUCCGGCGAAAGCGGAAAAUCAACCAUCGUCAAACAGAUGAAAAUUAUUCACCAAAAUGGAUACAGUGUCGAAGAGCUCGCGCUUUAUCGCUUGACUGUUUACAAGAAUCUUCUCGACUGUGCCAAGGCCCUCAUCCAGGCGUACGGCCACUUCGACGUCGAGCCGACCAGCCAACGAGUCCGCGAUUUUCUCACAUACAUCAUGGAAUACAACAUAGACCCGGACCCAAACAUACCCUUGGAUCCAAAGGUCGGAGAUGCGGUGACUUACAUCUGGAAUGACCCGUGUACCGCCAGCGUUUUGGAACACCAGAGUGAAUUCUACCUGAUGGACUCGGCGCCAUAUUUCUUUGAGCACGCGAAACGAAUAUCAGCCGCAGACUACAUCCCCAACGAAGCAGACGUGCUACGCGCCCGAACAAAGACAACUGGUAUCUAUGAAACACGCUUCACAAUGGGUCAGCUCAGCAUGCACAUGUUCGACGUCGGUGGCCAGCGUAGUGAACGCAAAAAGUGGAUCCAUUGUUUCGAGAACGUCACAUCCAUCAUCUUCUGUGUCGCUUUGAGUGAAUACGACCAGGUGCUAUUGGAGGAAAGCAAUCAGAACCGUAUGAUGGAGAGCUUGGUGCUUUUCGACUCGGUCGUCAAUUCUCGAUGGUUCAUGCGCACGAGUAUCAUUCUGUUCCUCAACAAGGUCGAUCUGUUCCGCCAAAAACUCGGCCGGUCGCCUUUGAGCAACUAUUUCCCCGACUAUUCCGGAGGCAACGAUGUCAACCGGGCGGCCAAAUAUCUCCUCUGGCGAUUCAACCAGGUCAACCGAGCCCAUCUCAAUUUGUACCCUCAUCUGACACAAGCUACCGAUACCACUAACAUUCGUCUCGUGUUCGCCGCCGUGAAAGAAACCAUCCUUCAAAAUGCUCUAAAGGACUCGGGUAUUCUAUAA
Molecule: messenger RNA, 1071 nt
Organism: Talaromyces rugulosus
Lineage: Eukaryota; Fungi; Ascomycota; Eurotiomycetes; Eurotiales; Trichocomaceae
Exons: 6
Coding region: 1-1071 (356 amino acids)
Biological process (GO): adenylate cyclase-activating G protein-coupled receptor signaling pathway
Cellular component (GO): heterotrimeric G-protein complex
Molecular function (GO): G-protein beta/gamma-subunit complex binding; GTP binding; G protein-coupled receptor binding
Source: RefSeq, a predicted model, not a curated record